Molecule: messenger RNA, 1294 nt
Organism: Alternaria rosae
Lineage: Eukaryota; Fungi; Ascomycota; Dothideomycetes; Pleosporales; Pleosporaceae
Exons: 4
Coding region: 1-1101 (366 amino acids)
Biological process (GO): proteolysis
Molecular function (GO): metalloendopeptidase activity; zinc ion binding
Source: RefSeq, a predicted model, not a curated record
AUGAGGCUGUCACUCCUUCUCCUCGCCCGUCUCUGUGCGACACUGACCUCCGCGUGCGUGUUCCCUUUCAACAACCCUCGCCUCACCAACAGCUCGUCAGUCGCAGACUACGUUGCUGAACUUCAAGCAUCUGGGAAGCUCAGUGAUGAUGGGGGCAAGGGCUGGGUCACCAUAAUCGACAAAGACACCAAUUCAGAUCCUGCUGUUUGGCCCAACUACAAAGACACUCCAAAUGUGUGGAUCGAGUACUGCUUUGCCACUGAGGAAGACUUCACAAAGUACAAAGAUGUCGUAGAGGAGGCAGCAGGAGAAUGGAAGAACAAGAUCGGCUCCGGUGAAUCCAACCAGCAUCGGUUUGAUGGAUUUCGUCACUACCACCACGAGGACACCAACUCUGAUCCACGUUGUCGUCUGCAGGAUGGUAAAUGGAACCCGUUUGUUCCCGAGUAUACACUCAUGAUCAUGGAGGCAGACGACUUCAUUACUCGAGCAACUGUCGGAUAUCUAGAUGCGAGCAUUAAUUCGCAUGCCGGUCGCCACGCUCUGCAUCUUUGGAUGGGUCCCCAGGUCUGGAAAACCUGGAAGUGGCAGGUGACCCAUGAGCUGGGUCAUGUUCUUGGCUUAGAACACGAGCAUCAGCGCGAUGAUCGGGACCAGUAUAUCUACUACGACUGCUCCAAACUCGAGGGCUAUGCGACGGCCAAGUGGAGGGUUGAGACCGACCCUCGGUGGAAGGGAAUCUCUAUUGAGGACGUUUGCAAGUCGAACUACCUCGGCUUUACCAACGAUCUCAACUGGUGGCCACCGUCCCAGUUCACGAUGGACAUGGGUUCAGACAGCAAGGGCAAACCGAGGGGACAGACCAAGGGCAAGGAGUACGACCACAGGUCCAUCAUGCACUACGAAUCUCAUUCGUUCGCUGCAAAUUACUUUGGUAGCGUCGGUAACGUACCUCUUGCGUACUGGAAGAACGGAGCUCCCAGUGACGGCUCAAAGCCCGAUAAGUCGAACGCAGAGCUCAUUCCAUUUCCUACGGCAAUCUCUGAUCUAGACAAGUUCGGCGUCCAGUUUCUCUACCAGUAUCAGGGAACGGAGGGAUAGUGCCUGUUGCACCAAGACGACGCAAGGAUUGACACGCUUCUUUCGAAGAAGGUGACGAUGGUAAGGAAAGCUGUCAGUACAGCAAGAUACCAAGAUCAGGUGAAUAGCGAGACUCACCGAGGGUCUUACAGGGAGCCUCAAUACACGUAUGAACAUUGUCCUUAACGCACAUGCGUAUUGAUUGUGAUGUCAG